UUCUGUUACAGAAUGGUAUAGGUUUAAAAACAUCGACACCAGUCAUCAAAAUAUCAUACAUUCAAAGCAUGAUAUCAACAUUUAACACAAAAACAAUUCUUCAAGCCUCGCCAUUUAUUUCUGUUCUUUCCAAAUCUGUUGAAAAGGCAGUAUCACAACCUACUGUAGCUCUAUCUGUAACAGAAGGUUUGUGUGCUUCUUUGAUGCUAUUAAAAUUUGCAAGUGCGCAACAAGAAAAAGACAAUGAUUUCCAGAAUGUUUGGAAUGCCGUUUUAGAUAUGGAGAAGCAAAUUUUCUUUUCUGAGAAAUAUUUGACAACCUGCUCUGAAGAUGGUUUAGUAUAUUUGAUGCAGUUCUGCGAAUUACUCUUGGUACAAUACCCCGAAAAAAUAAAAAAACCAGAACCAAUCCAUAGAGCAAUCUUAUAUUGCUCAACACACUCCUCGAGUGGUACAAGACGUAAAUGUUUGUCAAUACUCAAAAGGAUAGUAUGUAGUUUAAGCGGGGCCAGUUUUGCAAGAUGUUUGUUCAGGGAACUCAACAAAUUCUUAGAUACAAAUAAAAUUUUAAAUAAAACCGAAUCAGACGAUAAAGAAAAUGAAAGCAGUAAUAGUUUGACUUCACACUCAGUUGUAGAGUGUAUAACAACCUUGUUUUCAUUAUCCUGUACAUGUGUGGAAGAUAUUCAGCUAUUAGCUAUAGACUCAUUACUAGCCACACAUCAUCCUGCUGUGGUAGCUUUAACUCCAAAUUUGUGGAUAAAAAUUAUCAAACAUUUUAAAAUUAAACCUAAAGAUUUAGUAGCCCAAAAAUCCUUACAAUUUAAACAACUUCUCAUUGAAGAUUAUGCAAAUAAACAAACAUUCGAAAAUGCUUUAGCUACCCUUGUAUCUGUUCACGGUGAUAUUAUAUUACCUGACAUCACUAGAAAAGUUUUAACACAAUUAGAAGAUCCUAGAAUAUGUCAGAUAUCUAAAGACGAUUAUUUCAUAUUUUUAACACCGGAAGGGGAGCUUUAUGAUAAAAGUGUAAUACCAGGAGAUGACAGUAAUGCAGAAAUCAAUCUAAAAAGGGAAAGCAAAGUUUAUAGUUACAAGGACCAAAUAGAAGAAUUACAAUUAAGAAGAGAAUUAGAGGACAAGAGGAGAAAAGAAGGAAAGAUUAAACCUCCUAAACUCACUCCUAAGCAACAAGAAGCCAUAAAAAAUCAAACAAUAAAAGAACAAGGUAUUAGAAACAGACUUGCAGAGUUAAACACAUUAAUUUUAAAUUCCAUAUCCAUGAUACAAGCAGCGGCUAGAGGUAACCCACUCCAAUUAUCGUUAUAUUUUAAAGAUCUUCUCCCAUCCCUUCUCCAAGACUUGCAAUCACCUCUAGCCGCUCCUUAUAUUUGCAAGCUUUUCACCAGUCUCAGAAAAACUGUAUUUUCUGAUGAACUGGACACUCUGGGAGAACUAAUCUCUUAUGUCACCCUAAGAUUAGCCAAACCACAAUGUGAUUUAGACAUUAAUUGGGAAUCCGAAAAUCUUAACAAAGCAAUGGUUAGAACUGUAUCAUUAAUUCACCAAAAGACUGUUCCUAAAAAGACUGAAGAAGAACAUACACAGGAGUGCUUCACAGUGCCAGCUUUUUGUUAUACAUUUCCAUUUUUAAAAUAUAGUUUGACCUCUAAUUAUGCCAGAAAUCACGAUGAGUUACUCCACGAUGGAUUACAAAUUAUUAACGAGCACGCCAAAUUACGAGGAUCUGAGGAUAAUGGUAUUAAAGACCUUCAUCAUCCGAAGUACUUGCCAACCAAGCAAAUUUUAAGCCUUCUUGUGGAUAUUAUUAACUCGACAAAUGGUAGAAUACAAUCACAAUGUGAAGCUUGCCUUUUAGAAGUAGCUGCUUGUAUCAGCGGCAAUAUAGGUUGUGCUAAAGCCACCACUGAAGAAAUUGACGUAUUACUUGGUGCCUUACAAAGUCCUGCUACGGUAGUUCGAGAUGCCGCUCUUAGAGGUCUCAAUAUCGAUAUUUUAUCAUUACCAAAUUUUGAAACUAAUUACGAAUACGCACUGAAUGUUUAUAAGAGAAUUUGGAUUGCGAGAUUUGAUGAAAACGAGGAGAACAGAUCGCUAGCUCAACAACUUUGGGAAAAAGCCAAUAUGGAAUUUCCUGUGAUGCUUAGUGAUAUAUUAUUAGAUGAUAUUGAACAUCCUGUAGAAAGCGUCCAAUCAGCAGCUGCUAAAUCUUUGGCAGCUCUUCUUGAAACUGAUCAAAGCCAGGUUGAAGAUACUUUAAAACAUCUAAUACAACUCUACAAAGAUAGACUAAAAAUGAUACCAGCGAGAGUAGAUGAGUUUGGAAGAGAAGUCGAGAAGGCGAUUGAUACUUGGUUCCCUAGAAGAGGUGUGGCCCUUGCUUUAGUUGAAUUGGCACCACUUUUAACUGAUGAACUUAUCGCUGAUCUGAUUCAAUUUUUUGUAUUUCAAUCUUUGGGAGAUCGGAAUGAAACUGUACGGAAAGAGAUGGUAAACGCUGCACUAAGAGUAGUAGAUUUUCAUGGAAAAGAAACUGUUGGUACGCUGUGGCCUGUUUUUGAUGACUUCAUGGGAAAAUCAUCUAAGUCAGCUACUUAUGAUGCUGUAAAACAAGCCGUUGUAAUUCUUAUGGGAUCUUUAGCUAGACAUUUAGACAAAGAUGAUCCAAGAAUUAAACCAAUUGUUUUAAGGCUGAUCCAAGCUUUAAGCACUCCAUCACAAACUGUUCAAGAAGCAGUAGCCAAUUGUUUACCUCAUUUAAUACCAUCAGUCAAAGACGAUUCUCCUGGUUAUGUUAACAAACUUCUACAUCAGUUGCUUAAAGGAGAUAAAUAUGGUGAAAGAAAAGGUGCUGCCUAUGGUUUAGCGGGUUUAGUUAAAGGAAUGGGUAUAUUAGCUUUAAAACAACAUGAUAUUAUGACUAAACUUACUGAAGCUAUUCAAGAUAAGAAAAAUUACAAGCAUAGAGAAGGAGCUUUAUUUGCAUUUGAGAUGUUGUUCCAAAUGUUAGGAAAACUAUUUGAACCUUACAUUGUUCACGUUUUACCUCAUCUUCUUCAAUGUUUUGGAGAUACUAGUCAAUAUGUCCGUACAGCUGCAGAUGAUACAGCAAAAGUUGUUAUGAGUAAACUAUCCGGACACGGUGUUAAGUUGGUUUUACCUUCAUUGUUGGCUGCUUUAGAAGAGGAUUCUUGGAGGACCAAAACUGGUUCUGUCGAACUACUGGGUGCUAUGGCUUACUGUGCUCCUAAACAAUUAUCUUCAUGUUUACCAAGUAUUGUACCAAAAUUGAUUGAAGUAUUGAGUGAUUCUCACAUGAAAGUACAGGAAGCAGGGGCAGAUGCAUUAAGAGUAAUCGGAUCAGUAAUUAGAAAUCCGGAAAUUCAAGCUAUCGUUCCAGUUCUAUUGAAAGCUUUACAAGAUCCUUCAAAUAAAACGUCAGUUUGCUUACAAACUCUUUUAGAUACACAAUUUGUACAUUUUAUUGAUGCACCAUCUCUGGCUCUAAUUAUGCCAGUAGUCCAGCGAGCUUUCAUUGACAGAUCAACAGAAACAAGAAAAAUGGCAGCUCAAAUAAUUGGUAACAUGUACUCGUUAACAGAUCAGAAAGAUUUGAUGCCAUACUUACCUACCAUUAUACCAGGUUUAAAGACUUCUUUGCUAGAUCCCGUGCCAGAAGUUAGAUCAGUAAGUGCUAGGGCUUUGGGUGCUAUGGUUAGAGGAAUGGGCGAAUCAAGUUUUGAAGACCUACUCCCAUGGUUGAUGCAGACUUUAACUUCUGAAACGAGUUCUGUUGAUAGAUCAGGAGCAGCGCAAGGUUUGUCAGAGGUUGUUGGCGGACUUGGUGUUGAAAAACUCCAUAAACUUAUGCCUGAUAUAAUUAGUACUGCUGAAAGAACUGAUAUUGCUCCUCAUGUCAAAGAUGGUUACAUUAUGAUGUUUAUUUACAUGCCUGUUGUGUUUACUAAUGAGUUUACUCCAUACAUAGGACAAAUUAUUAAUCCAAUAUUAAAGGCUUUGGCAGAUGAAAAUGAGUAUGUCAGAGAUACUGCUCUAAAGGCAGGUCAAAGAAUCGUUACUCUUUAUGCUGAUUCUGCAAUUUUACUUCUAUUACCGGAGUUAGAGAAGGGUUUGUUUGAUGAAAAUUGGAGGAUUAGAUACAGUUCUGUGCAACUGCUUGGAGAUUUGCUAUACAGAAUCUCUGGUGUAACUGGUAAAAUGAGUACAGAAACGGCUAGCGAAGAUGAUAAUUUUGGAACAGAACAAUCCCAUAUGGCAAUCAUUAAAUCUCUAGGCGCGGAAAGACGUAACAGAGUUUUAGCGGGACUAUACAUGGGUAGGUCUGAUGUAGCUUUGAUGGUUAGACAAGCUGCACUUCAUGUAUGGAAAGUUGUUGUUACUAAUACUCCCAGGACAUUGAGAGAGAUAUUACCUACGUUAUUUGGUCUUUUAUUAGGUUGUUUGGCAAGUGACAGUUAUGACAAACGUCAAGUAGCCGCCAGAACUCUAGGGGAUUUAGUCAGAAAGCUUGGAGAAAGAGUUUUGCCGGAAAUAAUUCCAAUCUUAGAACGUGGUUUACAGUCUGAUCAAUCAGAUCAACGUCAAGGUGUUUGUAUUGGAUUAUCAGAAAUCAUGGCAUCUACAUCCAAAGAAAUGGUGCUCACUUUUGUAAAUUCUUUAGUGCCAACUGUGAGAAAGGCGUUGUGUGACCCCUUGCCUGAAGUUAGGCAGGCAGCUGCCAAAACUUUUGACAGUUUGCACUUCACUGUAGGUUCACGAGCAUUGGAUGAUAUUUUGCCUACACUUUUGAAUCAAUUGAAUGAUGAAGAUCCAAAUGUAGUUGAAUGGACUCUAGAUGGUUUGAGACAGGUCAUGGCUAUUAAAUCUCGGGUUGUACUUCCUUAUUUAGUUCCUCAGCUAACUGCUCCACCUGCCAAUACCAAAGCACUUUCUAUUCUUGCUUCUGUAGCUGGUGAAUCCCUUAAUAAAUAUCUUCCUAAAAUACUACCGGCUUUGCAAAUGACUUUAGCCACUUCCAGAGGUACUCCAGAUGAAUCACAGCAAAUGGAAUAUUGCCAAGCUGUUGUUCUAUCAGUAGUUGAUGAAGUUGGAAUCAGAACUGUCAUAGACACAAUGUUAGAAAAUACCAGAAACGAAGACGCCGAUCAAAGACGAGCAGCUGCAACUUUAUUGUGCGGUUUUUGUGCAAACUCCAAAGCUCAAUAUAUGGCACAUGUUCCUCAAUUAUUGAGAGGACUCAUUCAUUUAUGUACUGACUCAGAUAAAGAAGUCCUACAGAUGUCUUGGGAAGCUCUAAAUGCAGUAACAAAAACAUUAGAACCAAAACAGCAAGCCUCAUAUGUGUCAGAUGUACGUCAAGCUGUCCGUUAUGCUAUGUCAGAUAUGAAGGGUACCUCUGACUUACUACCUGGAUUUUGCUUACCUAAAGGAAUUGCACCUAUUUUGCCUAUCUUCAGAGAAGCAAUUUUAAACGGAGAUGGAGAUGAAAAAGAUGCUGCUGCUCAAGGUUUAGGUGAAAUUAUUAAGGUUACCAGUGCUCAAGCGUUACAACCAAGUGUGGUAGCGAUUACUGGUCCCCUGAUUAGGAUUUUGGGUGACAGAUUCAGUGCGAAUGUUAAGACUGCUGUUUUGGAAGCUUUAGCGAUAUUGUUAGCAAAGGUCGGCAUUAUGUUGAAACAAUUCUUACCGCAACUUCAAACUACUUUUGUAAAAGCUUUGAACGAUCCAAAUCGUGCUGUACGUUUGAAGUCCGCUACAGCCCUUAGCCAUUUAAUUGUUAUUCAUCAAAGAGCUGAUCCUUUGUUUACGGAAUUACACAAUACUAUUAAAAAUACAGAAGACAUAUCCAUCAAGGAAACAACUUUACACGCAUUGAGGGGUAUAAUGACUCCAGCAGGAGACAAAAUGUCAGAACCAGUAAAAAAACAAAUUCAUGCAACUCUGCUAACUUUUUUGGGAGUGCCUGAAGAUACUAUCAGAAAAUGUGCAGCAGGUUGUUUAGGAGCCAUUUGCAAGUAUUUACCAUCAGAACUAUUAGAUUCUACAUUGACAGAUCACAUUUUAUGCGAUGAUAAUUCUUUAAGCAACACCUUGAGAGAGGGUAGAGCAUCAGCACUAGCUGUCGCUCUGAAAGAAGCGCCAGAACGUUUAUGGGAUGAACAAUAUAAAACAAAAUUGACACAGGCGUUACUAAGUCAAUUAUCCGCUCAAUCAGUAGCCUUAACCCAAAUUGCCAUACGAUCUUGUGGAUAUUUGUUGCAGUAUUUGUUAAUGAAAGAAGAAGUGAUACCAAAUAAUUUGUUAGUUCCUUUUGUUAGGACGAUGAACAAUAACAGCAAUGAUGUAAAACAAUUACUGGCUAGGGUGUCUUACCAUUUGGCGAAAAUUCUUCCACAAGAGAAACUAUCACCAGAUCUCCUUAAACUAUUAUUACCAACUUUAGUAAAUGGAACUAAAGAAAAGAAUGUAUACGUUAAAGCGAAUUCAGAAAUUGCUUUGAUAGCUGUUUUAAGGCUGAAAUAUGGCGAUACCAUGCUCCAGUCUUCCAAAUCCACUGAGCUUAAUCUACUCAUUUACCACGAUUAUCUAUCUAAUGCCUUGAAAAAAGGAGUUCAGGUAGAUGGAUUUAUCUAAG
Psylliodes chrysocephalus is the source of this 6675-nucleotide messenger RNA. The record is from the annotation of a GenBank genome assembly. NCBI's taxonomy places the organism in Eukaryota, Metazoa, Arthropoda, Insecta, Coleoptera, Chrysomelidae.